AUGUCUCCCUCCAUUCCCGACUCAGCCCCGGCAGCCACCCUGUCGCGAGCGCCGUCCCCCGCGGCCAAGUUCGGCACGCGAGCGGUGCACGCCGGAUCGCCUCACGACCCGUCUACCGGGGCGGUGAUCGAGCCCAUCUCGCUGUCGACGACGUUCGCGCAGACGUCGGUCGGCCGGCCGGUCGGGCCGUACGACUACUCGCGGUCCGGCAACCCGAACCGGGCCAACUUCGAGGCCGCCGUGGCCUCGCUGGAGGGGGCCAGGCACGCCCUGGCCUUCUCGUCCGGCAGCGCGACGACGGCGACGAUCCUGCAGUCCCUCCCCGCCGGGUCGCACGUCGUCUCGGUGUCGGACCUCUACGGCGGGACGCACCGGUACUUCACCCAGGUCGCACGCUCGCACGGCGUGGCCGUCACCUUCACGCCCCGGAUGGAGGCCGACCUGGCCGGUCAGAUGACGGAGGAUACGCGGCUGAUCUGGAUCGAGACCCCGUCCAACCCGACGCUGCGCCUGGUCGACAUCCGCGCCGUCGCCGCCGCCGCCCACCGGCACCGCCCCGGCGGCGUCCUCGUCGUGGUCGACAACACCUUCCUGUCGCCCUACGUGCAGAACCCGCUCGGGCUCGGCGCCGACGUCGUCGUCCACAGCGCGACAAAGUACAUCAACGGCCACAGCGACGUCGUCAUGGGCGUCGCCGCCUUCAACUCGGACGAGCUCCGCGACCGGCUCGGCUUCCUCCAGAACGCCGCCGGCGCCGUCCCCUCCCCCUUCGACUGCUGGCUCGCCCACCGCGGCCUCAAGACCCUGCACCUGCGCGCGCGGGAGUCGUCCGCCAACGCCGCCGCCGUCGCCGCCGCCCUCGAGGCCCACCCCGACGUCCUGUCCGUCAACUACCCCGGCCUCGACUCCCACCCGCAGCGCGCCCUCGCCAGGUCCCAGCACAGGGACGCCAUGGGCGGCGGCAUGCUCUCCUUCCGCAUCAGGGGCGGCCACGACGCCGCCGACCGCUUCUGCCGCGCCACCCGGCUCUUCACCCUCGCCGAGUCCCUCGGCGGUGUCGAGUCCCUCGUCGAGCUGCCCAGCAGCAUGACCCACGCCGCCAUCCCGACGGAUCAGAGGGAGGCCGUCGGCGUCUUUGACGACCUCGUCAGGCUGAGCUGCGGUAUAGAGGAUGCCGAGGAUCUGAAGCAGGAUGUCUUGCGCGCUGUUGCUGAGGCUGUCGGUGCUGUCAACGGGAACGGAAAGUAG
This is a messenger RNA of Geosmithia morbida, 1248 nucleotides long. Its product is annotated as cystathionine gamma-lyase. Gene Ontology annotation, molecular function: pyridoxal phosphate binding; cystathionine gamma-lyase activity. NCBI's taxonomy places the organism in Eukaryota, Fungi, Ascomycota, Sordariomycetes, Hypocreales, Bionectriaceae. The transcript has a single exon. Gene Ontology annotation, biological process: transsulfuration. The coding region runs from base 1 to 1248 and encodes 415 amino acids. Gene Ontology annotation, cellular component: cytoplasm. The record is from RefSeq and is a predicted model, not a curated record.